Penaeus vannamei (Pacific white shrimp) is the source of this 600-nucleotide messenger RNA. The record is from RefSeq and is a predicted model, not a curated record. Lineage: Eukaryota; Metazoa; Arthropoda; Malacostraca; Decapoda; Penaeidae.
AGAGAAGUCCUGCGGUGACGAGAUGACUUCCUACAGGAAACUACGAGCACGAAAUAUGAGGAAGACACUCAGGCUGUGACGUCCUCGGAAGAUGAACGCCAUUAUAAGUUUGUCAUUGAUGUUCACGACUUUAUGGACGUUGGAGAGAUCAGCGUGAAGGCUGUGAACGAGCGAGAGUUGGUCGAAGGUCACUUGGAGAAGAAGGAAGACGGUUCCAAGUCCAGCAAGCGGUUCCUUCGGCGCUUCGUUGUUCCUGGAGACAUUGAGCUUGAGGCUGUCAUUUCAGUCAUGUCUUCUGACGGUGUGCUUAAAAUUUUGGCUCCAAAGAAGGAGGGCCAUAAUCGAAAACAUUUUUCGAUUGAUGUAGAAGACAUGGACGAUGUCGAGGCAACGGUUUCAAGGAAAUUUAGAAAUGGACAUCGUCUCGCCGAGGAAUAUCUGAAGAAGAGAGAUUCAUCUUCUGAUGACGAGGAAUUAAGAGCUUUUGCCAAACAAUCCAAUAACCAUACCGAGUCACUUUCCAAGACGAUGACGAAGAGUUUGAAGGUGGACACAUGUUCAACAAGAGACAAAGAUGACAAAUGACAGCAGCAAGGAUUU